Messenger RNA from Didymodactylos carnosus, 4150 nucleotides. NCBI's taxonomy places the organism in Eukaryota, Metazoa, Rotifera, Eurotatoria, Philodinida, Philodinidae. The record is from the annotation of a GenBank genome assembly.
UUGUUAGUGGCGCUACUAUCAGUUCUUCAGUGCCUUGAACGUAUUUAAGCAAUUGUUGUUUAAAUUUAUCCCACUGCUGAUUAAUUAGAUCUUUCUCUUUCUCAAACCACAAUUUGACAUUUUCAUCCUUUAAAUGUUUUAUUGCUUCUUCUGCCCAACAAUAUUCGGGAUAAUUGAGUUUUCGAAAAAUAAUUUCAACUGAGUUAAACCACUGAUCAAUCUGUGCUGCUGAUUCUUUCACAUUUUGUAGACAAGUUAUUUUACUUAAGAAUUCCUGUUCAAUUCUUUUUGUUUCUUGGAAUACUUUAUUUAAUUCCUCCAACUGUUCACGAUUAUCCUGUUCAAACUGUUAUUGCUGUGCGUCCAUUAUAUCCUGUUCACCUUCUUCUUCUUCGGAUAAGUCGAAGAAAAUUAGCUGAGUAUCACUCAGAGAGGAUGAUUGUCUUAGUUCGAGUGGUGAGAAGAUUCUUGAUUGCCGUCGAGAGUCUUUACUCGCUGCUGAUUUUGGCAUUUUUACUUUAUAUGGAAGUGAAUGUGAUUGGAGAUCACUUAUAGAUAAAGUUUUAAGGUUGACUUUUGAUCUGGUGUUCUGGUAUGGUACGUUGGUCAUACGAUAUCACAAUAAAUAAAACACCGUCUCCGGUCAGAGCGGUAAACAGAUGGGAACGAUAUUAGUUAAAAACACCGUCUCGGUUAGGAACGGUAAGCGUCGAUUGGAAGAAUCUGCCUUAACUGCUGUUUAACUAGUGAUCUCUCAAGAAAAUUAAAAACAAAAACAUACCUGCUUUGAACUUUAACUUCAAAUAUAAUUCUUAAAGAUGAUGUAUAGUAUAAACUAAGGAAUAUAAGUGAAGUGUGCCGUUAUAUGACGAUUGAUAGAGAACGCUAGUUGUUUUUUAUGAAAAAUACGGUAUUCCCCCCACUUGCUAUCUUUAAUUCUCUUACUCGUCUGAAAAGCUCUCCGUCUAGUGUCUCAGCCCCAAUCCAAUAGAUAGCAACAGGAUUUUGGUGUAGUAUAUUUGAUAAUAAUGAACAAAGUUAAUACUAAUAAAAGAAUAACAAACAAUGAACUAAUAACAACGAAGAAGAUGGAAUGCAGCGAUAUAAAGAAUACUACCCACGCGUGUCUUCACUCCAUUCUUAUAACUAUAUCUGACUAAAAAGGAACUAUAGUUGGCGUAUAUAAAAGAAGAUAAGCGAAUGAACAAAAAAGAGGGAACGUUAAGUUGACCUUCCAGUCCUUUCCAUGGACAAUUAAGCAAUGGAAGGCACUACCUAAUGCUCUAACUACAAUUUUAGCUUUAAAAACAUUUCGUUCUGCAAUAAACGCUCACUUUUUCCUUGGUGUAAAUGGCCUAGAUUUAAAAACAUAGACAGAAAAUAUGACAUGUUAUUCAACCAAAUGCGAGUGAAUUUUUCUCGACUGAAUGAUGACCUUUAUAAAAAAAAUUUAGUUACCAGCUAGCAGUGUUAUUGUGGAAAAGACGAGACAGUGCAACAUGUCUUUUUUGACUGUUAAAAUAACCAGCGCUGCAGAACAGCUUUUCAAAACGACUUGAAUGCUCUGGUAAACGCUCCUCUUUCUCUAGAACACAUACUUUUUCAAAAACCUGUACCUUCCUUAAAUGAAACAGAGAUGAAUGAGUUAUAUAAGAUUGUAAUAAGUUUUAUUAGAGACACACAAAGAUUUUAAAUUUGAAUUUCCCCACUAGUUCAUUUCUUCUUUGUUAUUAUUACCAUUCUUUUCUCCUUUCUCUCUCUUUUUACUUCUUUAGUUGUCUUUCCUUUGUCUUUUUUUUUUUGUUGUCGUUGUGUAUCGUUCUUAUCAUGUACUCUUGUUCUGUCUUUUGUCCUCAGUCAAUAUGUAAAGAUGUAAUAGGUUCGCCUCCUUCUUUUCAUUAUUUGUACUGAAGCUUUUCACACUUUCUUCUCUCAAAUAAAAGUUUAUGACAAAAGCAAGGAGAAAAACGAGAACGGAGAUUACUUCACAACAUUGAAGAACCUUCUCGCAGCUAUCAAUAUGUCUCUUCAACAGCUUGUUUCUAUUAGUUGGUUAGCACAUAUUUUCGUAUGCCACUUUGUACUUCGUAAUAUUCGCAACAAUUCGAUUCGAGCAACUUUGACACUCGCGCCAUGCAUCGUACUUACAUAUGCUGGCUGUCGCGAUCUUCCACCACUCAGUAUGUCUUCAAUUAUUAUGGUAUCAAUCUAUUGGAUUAUGUCAAUACGUAUCACUCAGAUGAUCGUAUUUUCUCCACACGAAGCUCGAACAUUUUACUCGUUCAUAUUGAAAUUAUUCUGGAAUCUUUUUCCAGUUAUUCCAAAUGAUUCUAGAGAGAAGCAAUCACCGAUUAUCUUUGAUCUCGUUUCUGGAAUUAUAAAACUAAUAUUAAAUCAUUGGAUUUUUCGAUGGCUUGUCAAUUGUGAAGCGAGUGAAAAUCAUGCAAGAUCAAUCAUGGUUGCCUUCUUGAUUCUCAUGGGUUCACAUAUGUCCGAUAUACAAAUUGCUUUCGUACGACUUGUUACUCGGGAUAAAUACACACUUCUAUCGAUUAGCAACUAUCCUCUAUUCAGCAAAUCGUUGCGCGAAUUCUGGGGUCGAAGAUACAAUCGUCUAACUAGUACUGUUUUCAACGAAUCUAUAUUCAAGCCUAUCAAACAAUAUUUAUCAUCACCGGUCAUUGCAUCACUCGUCACGUUCAGUGUCAGUGGACUUCUUCAUGCUCAUAUUGUUCUUAUUGACUUCGGCGGUGCACAAUCGAUUUUGCCUACAUUUGGAUUCUUUUUUCUACAUGGCAUUCUCUGUUGCGUCGAAUCAUACUUGGCUAUUCGAUUGCCGGCACCUUUAGGAUGGUUGGUAACGCUCUUGAUUCUUUUUUUUACACUGCCAUUAUGUAUGAGUCCAUAUACACGGCAAGGACCUGCCUACUUUGCUCGUAAUCCUCCACCAUUCUUCAAUGCGUCAUGGUUACCAAAAUUGCCUAUACCGCACUCUUGUCUAGCAUGUACAAGAACAAAUUGAUUCCAACAUACAGAGAACAUUCUUGCGUAUUUUACGAAGUUACUUGCUAAUUUUAUGUUUUAGAACUGAGCCGAAAAUUUAUUGAUUGAUUUGAAUUCUUAUUUGAGAACUUCAGUGUACGAUAUCCCCAUUUCGAAUAAACAUGUAUCCGGCAACAUUUGUCUCCUGGCACAGUUGAACCCUUGCGAUACAAAUCUAACCUGAAGAAAUCUCAUUCGAAAUCGCCUAUUCAGAAUAUGUUGUUGGACAAUCCCAGUUCGUCCAAUUCCAUCGGUUUUAUGUUUUACCAGUGAUAUUUUGAAGUCAAAAUCACUCCUGUCGUAGCGGCUGUAGACUGCCCCAGAAUCUUGUAGCAGUUAUCAGUUUCGAUUCGAAAACACUCCAGUCUUUCAUAAGAGUUUCAUCGACACCAGUACAGUGAGGUAUGCUGUCCGAGUUAAGUCGACGAAAAAGCUACAUUUAGAUGGUCGAGGUCCUACAAGGGCGAUUAGAGUAGAGGACAAAAAAAUCCAUGUACGUUUAAACGUACCUCCACCAUUAUUUUACGGUAAAGAAUUAGAAAAUGUGAAUACAUGGCUAUUUCAAGUAGAAGAAAUAUUUAAAGUUAAAAAUGUUCAAGGAGAACAACAAUUACAUUAUGUGUCAACAUUAUUAAGGGAAGCAGCAUUACAAUGGUGGCAUAAUGAAAGAAAACAAAUUAAUGAUAACCGUGGUCCACCAAUUAGAACAUUUGAUGAAUUUAAAAUUCGAAUAAAAUCUAAUUUUCAAGCACCUCACCAUCAACAAAUGUUACGCCGACAACUGCGUUCAUUAAGACAAACAAGAAAUGUACAAACAUAUGUUUAUGAUUUUCGAAAUAUAUUAGGGCAAAUCGAUAGUAUGGACGAGAUGGAUAAGGUGAUGUAUUUUCAAGAAGGUUUACGAGGACGUGCAAAAGCUGAAGUCGGUUAUCGCGCACCUACAACGUUAAAUGAUGCAAUACAAGUAGCAAUAACAUUCGAUACGGCACAUUUUUCUAAACAAUUUGCAACAGCAACAGUAUAUGAUGAACAAGAUAAAUCAGCAUCAUCAUCAGUAGAACUGAACAAAAUUUGGAGGUGGUGCAGUGAAGAAAAUAGAUUUAAGUAA